Molecule: messenger RNA, 1572 nt
Organism: Dothidotthia symphoricarpi CBS 119687
Lineage: Eukaryota; Fungi; Ascomycota; Dothideomycetes; Pleosporales; Dothidotthiaceae
Product: carbon-nitrogen hydrolase
Exons: 1
Coding region: 198-1286 (362 amino acids)
Molecular function (GO): catalytic activity
Source: RefSeq, a predicted model, not a curated record
UAGACUUCAUUUAGUCGCCACGUUUCGUUCCAGCCGAUAAAACGAAGGCGGGAAACCAAGUGUCGUGUACACCGCCAUGAAACGAUGUUUGUAGCGCGGUUAGACGUUUGAAACGCGGGGAAAACACGACUUCGAGAACGCUACGUCACAGUUUCAGGCACGCCCAUCACGGGCAAUUUCCCGCAUCAACAAGUCUCAUGGCGCACCUCAUACGCGUAGCCGCUUGCCAUGCAUCUCCCAUCUUCCUCAACGCGCGGAAAACGACUGACAAGGCCGUUUCGCUCAUCAAGCAUGCCGCGUUGAACAAGGCCAAUCUGAUCGUGUUCCCGGAGACAUACAUUUCCGCUUUCCCCAUAUGGAGCUCCAUACGCCCGCCGACAGAGAACCAUUCUCUUUUUCAGCGCAUGGUGCAGGAAUCCGUCUAUGCAGAUGGCGAGGAGAUGGAUGAAGUGCGUGAAGCUGCUCGAUCGACCGGCACGCUCGUCAGCAUUGGGUUCAGCGAGAAGUCACGCCACAGCAAUGGCUGUCUGUUCAACUCCAACUUGAUCAUCGGGACGGAGGGAGAGGUUCUGGUACAUCAUCGCAAGUUGGUUCCGACGUUCUUCGAGAAGCUGACGUGGAGUCCUGGAGAUGGCCAUGGGCUGCGCGUCGCUGAUACCAAGUUUGGUCGCGUUGGAGCGUUGAUCUGUGGAGAGAAUACUAAUCCACUUGCGCGGUAUGCGUUGAUGGCACAGGCGGAGCAACUGCAUAUCUCAAGUUGGCCUGCGAUUUGGCCGACGAGAGUUUCGCAGAAGGAGGUGGAAGAGAAGGAGGAAGAUGGUUUGAAGUCGCUCAAAAAAGGUGGUGUGAACUAUGACAAUCUUGCUGCCAACAAGACGCGCCUAGCAGCACACUGCUUCGAAGCAAAGUGUUUUGGCGUUGCUUGCUCUGGACACCUGAAUACAGACGCGAUUGAGGCAGUCGUGAAUGAUGCAAGCCAGCCUGAUGUCGUAGCUGAGACACUACGAUCUAUGCCUCGCGCUGCAACAUUUUUUCUCAACCCCACGGGCUCUCCACUGUCAACCUUCACGUUCAAAGAACAGAGUACGGUAGCGCAAAAUGUCGAGUAUCUCCAGAACGAAGAGGGUAUACUGUAUGCCGACAUUGAUUUUGACGAGUGCAUUGAGGGCAAACAGUACCACGAUGUUGUUGGCGGCUACCAACGGCUGGAUGUCUUCGACUUGAAAGUUGAUCGCUCGAGGAGGGAUCCAGUUACAUUUUCCGAAACAACCAGGAAGCUAGAGUAAAACCGCAGUCAACGACCUGAAGCGUGACUUCAUUCAACGUAGAGAGGUACAGUCAAGGCCAGAACGCUUCGACUCAUAUCAACUCAUAUCGGUACCUGCUUUGGAUGAUUGUGACUCAGAGACAUAUCACCUUCCACGGGUAUCGAAGUACUCUUGCUCUAAGUCACAGUCGUGGCAACUUCAACAAUCGAACAUAUCCCGCAGCGAGAUGUGAUUCACUCCUGUCCAGCGCCUCCCUACACUCCGCAUAAAGACACCGCACCUCUUCCGCCACACUUCCUCACCU